UACAACAAUAGUUGUAUAUAUAUAUAUACUAUAUAAAACUACAACAACAGAAUUAUGUCAUCCAACGAACCACCGCCACGUUAUGAGCCCGUUGUGGAGCCAAUCAAUGGCAUUGUCCAGCCACCGGUUGUGCCGCCAAUUGAUCGACCGGGACGUAACACGAAUCAAUUGCAAUAUAUCAUCAAAACGGUCAUGAAAUUCUUAUGGAAGCAUCAUUUCUCGUGGCCCUUCCAACAGCCGGUCGAUGCGAAAAAAUUAAACCUGCCCGACUACCACAAGAUCAUUAAACAGCCGAUGGACUUGGGUACGAUCAAGAAGCGAUUGGAGAACAAUUACUAUUGGUCCGCCAAGGAGGCUGUGAACGAUAUAAACACAAUGUUCACCAAUUGUUCGGUGUACAAUAAGCCCGGCGAGGAUGUUGUCGUUAUGGCCCAUGCGCUCGAGAAGGUCUAUCUGCAGAAGAUCGAAGGUAUGCCCAAGGAGGAGGUUGAACUGGAGCCCGUGACGGCCAAGGGUGGCAAAAAGAAACAACGCGCUCCGGCCACCCCAAAAGGUGCAGCAUCUGCAGCAGCAGCAGCGGCGGCAGCAGCUGCGGCAGCCAACCAAAGCACGAGCAUAACGACGGCAGCCAGCAGCAGCAGCGGCGGCGGCAGCAGUAAUAAUAAUGCAACAUCUGCGACAGGCGCCCAAUCGGUGACAGCAACAACGACGACAACAACAACAACUGGGAAAGCAUCGCAAUCCACUUCCUCCGCACAGCAGUUGGCGGCGGCGGCGUCGUCAUCGGGAUCAUUGGGCGGUCUGGGGCAGCAGUCGUCGUCGUCGGGAGGAAAUGCCUCGCGUCCCGUUUCGGCGAUGGGCGGCACGGUUUCAUCAACGGGCGGAGGCGGAGGCAGUGCACCGUCCAUACCACCGAUUAGCACAAUGCCGCCGCAUCAAGUGCCCGGCAGCACGAACACAACGACAAUGGCAAUGGCAGCGGCAGCAGCAGCGGCAGCAGCAGCGGCGGGCGGACCAAACAAUGCGGCCGCCCUAAAUGCAGCAAUGGCCAGCUUAUUGAAUCCGGCGCAUAGCGCCAAUUAUGCGGCCAGCAUGCAACAGCAGCAAACGGCGCUGGCCAAUAGCAACAACAGCAACAAUAAUAGCAACAGCAGCAACUCGCUGCUGGAUGGCAACAAUUCCUCCUCAGCAGCAUCAGCGGCAGCAGCGGUCGCAGCAGCAGCGGCGGCAGCCCAAGCUCAGGCAGCAGCGGCGGCAGCGGCAGCAGCAGCAUUAGAUGGCAGUGGUGCUGCCGCCACAAUGGCAACAUCAAAUGCUGCGGCUGCGGCAGCUGUACAGGCGUAUGUGAAUAGUACGGGUGUCGUUGAUGCCGUACUGCCGCCCCAGCAGCCAGCCAAGAUGAAGAAGGGCGUCAAACGGAAGGCGGACACGACGACGCCAACGGCGAAUGCAUUCGAAUCGCCAUACGGCGCCAUGGAGGCCAAGGUGGCCAAAAUAGCGACGAGGCGGGAAUCGAAUCGUCAGGUAAUUGGCAAGAAGGAUCUUACAUUCCAGGGCUCGGGAGGGUAUCCGAUGUCACCAUUGAGUGGCGCCGGUAUGCCUGGUCUCGUUGCCGGCGGCAGCAGUGUUGGCGGCUCCAUAUCCAAAUCAAAGGAGAAACUAUCCGAUUCACUAAAGUCAUGCAACGAGAUACUCAAAGAGCUCUUCUCCAAGAAACACUCGGGCUGCGCCUGGCCCUUCUACAAACCGGUGGAUGCGGAAUUGUUGGGCCUGCACGACUAUCAUGACAUCAUCAAGAAACCAAUGGACUUGGGCACCGUUAAGCGGAAAAUGGACAAUCGUGAAUUUAAGAGCGCGCCGGAAUUUGCCGCCGAUGUGCGUUUAAUUUUCACAAAUUGUUAUAAGUAUAAUCCGCCAGAUCAUGAUGUUGUUGCGAUGGGACGUAAAUUGCAGGAUGUAUUCGAGAUGCGCUACGCAAAUAUACCCGAUGAGACAGUAGCGAAUGCUGGCCAUCAUCAUCAUGGCUAUUCAAGUGUAUCAAAGCAUGAUGCUAGUGAUUCAUCCAGUGACGAUUCGAGUGAAACGGAAAAUGAAUCCAAUUCGGAUGAGGAGCGCAAUGCCAAGCUGAAAACGCUUGAAUCCAAGCUGCUAGGCCUGCAAGAGGAGAUACGUAAACUGGUCGAGGAGGCAUCAGCCAAAAAGAAAGCUCGAAAAAAACUCAAGGAGAAGAGAAAGAGCCAACUGGGCACAGGGAUGGGUGGGUCGGGCGGUGGCAGUGGCUCCGCCGGUGGCGGCAGUCAUCAUCAUCAUCAUCAUUCGCUUGGUGGGUCAGGCAAUGCCGGCAAUGCCUCGCACGGCAUUGGCGGCGUCGCCAUGCCACCAAAUGUGGCCGCUCUAAAUUCCACAAAUGCAGCCAGUGCCAAUCUGAGCGCCCUGCUCAGUGGUUCGUUGGUGAAUGCCGGUGGCGUUGCCGGCGCUGGUGGCGUUUCAAGCGGUGUUCCCGGUCCGGCAACACUGCAGCAAGUUCACGAAAUGGCGCUGGUCAUGAGCCAGAUGACGGGCGGAGCGGGCGCUGGCGCUGGAACCGGUGGCGGAGGAGGAGCUGGUGCCGGCGGCUAUGCGGGCGUUAAUCCGGGCGUGGGCAUUUCAGCUGGCGGUGGCAAAGCGCCCGCUAAUGCCCUGGCGGGCGCCCUCGCAGCGGGUGCUGCGGCCGGAGCUGGCGGCUCUGGUGGCACCAGCAAAGGUGCUAAAAGCAAGGGACAGCGUGGAGGCAAGGGCAAUGCGAACGUCAAUGCCGGCGGCAGUGGAGCAGGCUCGGCGGCUGCCAAUGCUGCGAAUGCAGCGGCUAUCGCUGCAAACGCAACAGCGGCUGCCAUAACUGGUGGUGGCACCACAAAUGCCAAACGCACCAAAAACAACAACAGCAACAAUGCCAGCAACGCAGGCGCUGGAGCUGGUGGCGGCGGUGGUGGCGGUGGUGCUGGCGCCAAUGCGGCUGGUGCCGGCAGCGGCAGCGCAGUCGGUGCGCGUGGCAGCAGCAAAAAGAGGCCCAACCAGGUGAUCAACUUCGACUCCGAGGAGGAGGACACAGCCAAGCCCAUGUCCUACGAUGAGAAGCGACAGCUAUCUCUCGACAUUAACAAGUUGCCAGGUGACAAGCUGGGACGUGUGGUGCACAUCAUACAGAAUCGGGAGCCAUCGCUGCGCGACUCGAAUCCGGAUGAGAUUGAGAUUGACUUCGAGACGCUGAAGCCGUCGACGCUGCGCGAGCUAGAAAGCUAUGUGGCGUCGUGUUUGCGCAAAAAAACACGUAAGCCAUAUUAUAAAAAGCCUUCUGGGAAAUCAAAGGAUGAGCAAAUGGCGGAAAAGAAACAGGAGCUGGAAAAGCGUUUACAAGACGUCACAGGCCAAUUGGGCGCUAGCAAGAAAACCGCCAAGAAAGAUGAGAACACAUCGAGCAAAGUGGAGGCUGUGCAGCCAGCGAAUCCUGUUUCGUCCAGUUCAAGUUCCAGCGAUUCAUCGUCGUCGAGUUCGAGUGAUAGCAGUUCGAGUGACUCGAGUGACAGUGAAGCAGGCGAUGGGGACGAUCGGCCACCACGCAAGAAAAAAUCACGAAUUGAUUCAAAUGGAAGCAAUGUAAAUAAUAAUACCAGCCUGGUUAGCAACUUGCUGCUCAACAGUCUGUCAACCGGCGUCGCCAUAACACCUUCUGUGCAGCAACAAAUGCAAAUGCAGCUGGACCAAGUGGAUCAGAUGCUCUCCUCAUCGGUGGGGAAUACGGUCGCAUCGCAAAUGUGUGAGUAACAACAGCAACAAUGAACAGAUAUGUACAUUGUACAUGUGUAUAUACCCCUCUGGCAGCAAUAUGUUAGAAUGAUCGUUGACGAGAUACCCCUGAACCGCCAGUUAGAUCAUUUCUCCUCCGAUCUGAGAUAUGAGACAUGAGAUUUAUACAGCGGAUCAAUAAUAUGCCUCAGAGUAUGAAUAUUAACAAUUGGGUAUACAAUUGCUAUCGGAAAUUUCGAUUUGAAAUAAACUUGAUCUGUUUAUGAUAACCUGAUACCUACCACUUGAUGGGGGAGUCAGAGCUGCUUCCCGUCCAAUUUCCGUUCAAACAAAUUAUGAAGCAGAGUUGAAAGUUUAGUUGCAAGCGCAAAACAAACCUGUUCCCAUUCCUGCUGAUUUGAUUUGAUUUAUCUUCUAUAGCUUAUUAUAAGUUCAUUACUGAGGAAUUAGGUUGCAAAGAAGCAGACAAACAGCAGUCUAUUCAAAUGAGGAGUACAUCCUUUAUGCGGUUACGGAGAUGUCUCGUUCAAGCAAGAAUAUGCCAAAGGGGGGCAUAUAU
This is a messenger RNA of Drosophila grimshawi, 4345 nucleotides long. It is a transcript of the gene fs(1)h, whose product is annotated as homeotic protein female sterile. Gene Ontology annotation, cellular component: chromatin; nucleus. Lineage: Eukaryota; Metazoa; Arthropoda; Insecta; Diptera; Drosophilidae. The transcript has 7 exons. The record is from RefSeq and is a predicted model, not a curated record. Gene Ontology annotation, biological process: chromatin remodeling; regulation of DNA-templated transcription. Bases 55 to 3804 code for a protein of 1249 amino acids.